Messenger RNA from Paramecium pentaurelia, 943 nucleotides. NCBI's taxonomy places the organism in Eukaryota, Ciliophora, Oligohymenophorea, Peniculida, Parameciidae. The record is from the annotation of a GenBank genome assembly.
AUGGCAAGACCAAUUAAAUCAAUUAUUGAAACUUUGCUUUAUUAAAUUUGGAUAGUAUUGAUGGGAAUCUCUAUUUAUUUAAUUUAUAGAGCUGUAACUUAGGAUUAUUGGUUGAUACCUAUUUUAUUAGGAUUUAUUGUAUUUUAAUCUAAAGUUUAGAAAAGUAAUUUAUUUGUUUAAUUUCUAAAAUCUUUGGAAGUUAUGAAAUUUUUCAAUAAAAAUUCUAUCUAAACUUUAGAAAAAGUUAGAGAUAAAAAUGUGAUAGUAAGAAUAAAAUUUAAUCUUAGUUUGCUUUUCAUCCACAUGGUAUUUAUAGCUAUUCAACUAUAUCAAACACACAUACUCCUGGAACAUUCUUUGAAAAUAUGGUAUUAUUAGGAUCAAAUAUGGCAUUGCUAUUUCCAAUAGCAGGAUUAUUUUUGAAAUUCUAUGGUAUUCAAGGAGCAAAUCCAGACAAUUUUAAGAGAUUAUUAUCAUCUGGAGCAUAAGUAGGAUUAUUACCUGGAGGUUUUGAAGAGGCAACAAUGACAUCUCCAAAAGAAAACAGAAUAUUUAUAAAAUAAAGAAAAGGAUUUAUUUAUUAUGCAUUGAAAUAUGGUACUAUAAUAUACCCUGUAUUUGUAUUUGGAGAAAAUACUCUAUUUAAUACAAUUGAUUGGUUCCUUCCUCUUAGACUUUGGUUAAACAAAUUCAAAUUAGCAGGAACUGUUUUUUGGAGUAGAUUUCUAACUAUACCAGUAUAAAUAAUAAAUUAUAUUGUAAAUAGGAACCAAAUAGAGAAAUUCAUACUAUUUGUGGUAAGGGUAUAGUUCUACCAUAAAUUGAAAAACCUUCCCGUGAAGAUGUUGAAAAAUAUCAUUAGAUUUAUAUAUAGGCUGUAAAAGAUCUUUAUGAUUAAUAUGCUCCAUUAUAUGCAAAGGGAAUUCCAUUAAAAAUAUAUUGA